This is a messenger RNA of Carassius auratus (goldfish), 2108 nucleotides long. It is a transcript of the gene chic2, whose product is annotated as cysteine-rich hydrophobic domain 2. The transcript has 6 exons. The coding region runs from base 182 to 688 and encodes 168 amino acids. The record is from RefSeq and is a predicted model, not a curated record. NCBI's taxonomy places the organism in Eukaryota, Metazoa, Chordata, Actinopteri, Cypriniformes, Cyprinidae.
UCCCGAGAUCAACCCGCACGAGAUUGUCGGCGGAUGUUGAUGUUUUGCUCCAUAUUUCUGUGCCGUCUUUUCUCUUCUCGGCCGUGCGAUUUACGUUAUUGCCAAUAUUUGCUUAACUUGAGCGAAACACGGUCUUUCUCGGCGCUUCUUUCGGGAAGCAAAGAGGCCGAGGCGGGGGGCGAUGAUGGAGGACUUUGAUGAGAUUUACGAGGAAGAGGAAGAAGAGGACGAGGACAGGGCCGCGGAGGAGCAGCUGCUCAAAUACGCUCCGGACCCGGUGGUAGUGCGCGGAUCCGGGCACGUCACUGUGUUUGGACUGAGCAAUAAAUUUGAGUCUGAAUUUCCCUCAGCCCUUACAGGAAAGGUCGCACCAGAGGAGUUUAAAGCCAGCAUAAACCGUGUGAACAGCUGUGUGAGGAAGGCUCUCCCAGUGAACGUGCGCUGGCUGCUGUGUGGCUGUCUGUGCUGUUGCUGUACUCUGGGCUUUAGUCUGUGGCCGGUCAUCUGUCUGAGCAAGAGGACACGCAGAUCCAUAGAGAAGUUACUGGAGUGGGAAAACAGCAGAUUGUAUCACAAGUUGUGUUUGCAUUGGAGGCUCAGCAAAAGGAAGUGUGACACGAACAACAUGAUGGAAUAUGUAAUCCUAAUAGAGUUUCUACCCAAGAUUCCCAUCUUCAGGCCGGAUUAGCAGUGGCGGGCUACAGCUCAUCCUUCCGCCGUGGUCUUCCUGAGGUGCCUUUCUCCGGUACUGUCAUGGUCUUAUCAUGUGGCCUCAUCCUUUUUCCCUCCACACUCUGAGCAAGAGACUCACCUCACGUCUGAGCGCCACUCACAGCACUCCUCACAAGAAAGCACUGUUUACGACCCACACACACAAACACACAUAUACUGUUCGCACAGACUGUUCUGGUUUCGCAAGUGCAUGAAUACACAAAGAGAGACUUUAACUGUCACAUGACUACACGGAGUCUGCAAGGGGGCCACGGGAAGUAACUUCUGUAGCUCCAAUCUGGAACUUCUACUAUAUGUCAAUAAGAUCACAGAGACUGCACAGUGUGCACUAGCUAAGUGACUUUCUGUUCCCGACACUGUGGAACGGAUCAGUGCAGAAUGGCUUGAAGAUGUGACAACUGUAGAAUUAAACCCUUUUAUUGUAUUAAUAAAAAAAAAGAUGGACGUUACGAAUGAAUAACAGAUUUUCAGUUAGCUGAGAGCCAAAUGGACAUGGUCAAUGCACAAUACAUAGUUCCCCAUCUCUCCUUCUCACAAAUGAUCAUCUAUAUACAAAGACAAUCAAACACUGACUGUGCCACGCACCAUCUGUGCUCUGACGGGACGUUGGAGUCUAGUUGAAGUCACGGACCUGGUGUGGUCCAGGUGCACCUCUGGGUAGUGAUGCAGCACAGAUUAGAUUUGUUUUGAUGUUUUUGAGUACUUUUUAUCCUUGUUUACUUGCUCAGUUUAAAAAGAAGAGCAGCAAAUGUUUGUUUCUUGAUUUGUGUGAGUGUGGGUGAUUAUUUCUGUCUGUCCCGAGACAUUUUAUUUGUCGUUUGGUUCACAAGUGAGACAAAUCGACACUUACAGGUUUGUUUGGUUAAACAGUUCAUUAAAACAAAUUAUUGGGGGUCUAAAAAAAGUAAUGUUUAUAUAUAUAUAUAUAUAUAUGUAUAAACAGAACUUUAUCUUUGAAUAUAUAUAUAUAUAUUUGAACCCAAAAAUAUUGGGGUUUUUCCAGGGCAGAGAGAUUUUUUUUAUUUAAUAUUUUUCUCUUUUUUUUUUUUCAUUAUUGAUUCAAUCUUGGGUCAGGUGUCCUAUGCAGGCAUUUUCUCUUAGUGGACUAUAUUUGUGUAAAUGUAUCCAAUUGUAGGUUAAUAAAACAGUUACAUAUCCCAGUACUCUUAAGACAAUUGGUCCUAUUAGACCUCAAAACUUGAAAUUUAUGAAGUGUGUAUGUGUGUGUGUGAUUACCGAUAUUAUUACUGAAAUUACAAUUAUCUCUCGUCUGAUGUCAUCCCAAAUCCCUGGGACAUCGUUUUUAUUUUUCAAAAAAAAUAUUUCAGUGUAUUUAUGCACAAUGUCUGUACAGAAAUAAAAUAUGCUCAACUUGA